ACAUCUGGAGCGGAGCAGACGUCGUUACGUAACGAUCCCUGCUGUGAACCCAUGCGCCGGAUGUGAUAACCGCUGUUGAUGCAGAACGACAGCAACGGGAAAAGAUGCCUUUGCCUGUGCAAGUAUUCAACUUUCAGGGGGUUGUGGAGCCCAUGCAGAUAGAUGCUGACCCACAAGAGGACCAGCACAAUGCACCAGAUGUCAACUAUGUGGUGGAAAACCCCACGCUGGACCUGGAGCAGUAUGCGUCCAGCUACAGUGGUCUGAUGCGCAUUGAGAGGCUGCAGUUCAUAGCAGAGCACUGUCCCCAGCUCCGGGCUGAAGCCUUGAAGAUGGCCCUGUCCUUCGUCCACAGGACCUUCAACGUUGACGUGUACGAGGAGAUCCACCGCAAACUCACAGAAGCCACCAGAGAGGUCCAGGUGGCUACAGAUGUCGUUGUGGAGGGCGGGGCAGUCGAUCCCCCUCCUCUGGACACAGCGUGGGCCGAGUCGACCAGGAAAAAAGCCCUGCUCAAACUGGAGAAACUGGACACUGACCUGAAGAACUACAAAGGCAACUCCAUCAAAGAGAGCAUCAGGCGGGGUCAUGAUGAUCUUGGGGACCACUACUUGGACUGCGGUGACCUCAGCAACGCCCUCAAGUGCUACUCCAGAGCCCGAGACUACUGCACUAGCGCCAAGCAUGUAAUAAACAUGUGUCUUAAUGUCAUCAAGGUUAGCGUCUACCUCCAGAACUGGUCCCACGUCCUUAGUUAUGUGAGCAAAGCUGAAUCCACUCCAGAGAUAGCAGAGCAACGAGGGGAGAGAGAUUGCCAGAGUCAGUCAGUCCUCACCAAAUUAAAAUGUGCUGCAGGCCUAGCAGAGCUGGCCUCCAGAAAGUACAAACAAGCAGCCAAGUGCUUCCUGCUGGCCUCCUUCGACCACUGUGACUUCGCUGAGCUCCUGUCCCCCAGUAAUGUAGCUGUGUACGGAGGGAUGUGUGCCCUCGCCACCUUUGACAGACAGGAGCUGCAGAAAAACGUCAUCUCAAGCAGCUCCUUUAAAUUAUUCCUAGAGUUGGAACCUCAGGUCCGUGACAUCAUCUUUAAGUUCUACGAGUCAAAGUACGCUUCCUGUCUCAAAAUGCUGGAUGAGAUCAAGGAUAACCUGCUGUUAGACAUGUACCUGGCCCCCCACGUACAGACCCUCUACACACUGAUCAGGAACAGAGCUCUCAUACAGUACUUCAGCCCGUACGUGUCUGCAGACAUGACUAAGAUGUCCCAGUCCUUCAACACCACAGUGUUGUCUCUGGAGGAUGAACUGACCCAGCUCAUACUGGAGGGACUGAUCAACCGCACGUAUAGACUCUCACAGCAAGGUACACACACACGUAUAGACUCUCACAGCAAGAUCCUGUAUGCGCGGGAUGUCGAUCAGCGGAGCCACACGUUUGAGAAGUCGAUCCACAUGGGCAAAGAGUUCCAGAGGCGAGCCAAAGCCAUGAUCCUACGAGCUGCCGUGCUGCGCAACCAGAUACACGUCAAGUCUCCUCCCAGAGAGGGAAGCCAAGGCGAACUUAACUCUGCCAACAGCCAAUCACGAAUGAGCACCAACAUGUGAACAUUCCCCUGAGACCUCUGUCUUACAGGAAGUUACCAUGUCAGUGGGUUCCGCCAGGGGGACCUCCACCCCAUUCCUCCAUCUCUGAGGCUCCUCCUCCGACUCAGUGCUGCAUCUGCCUGCUGAAAGAAACAUACAAACUGAAACGUCAACUUUAAUAGGUUGCAACUCAAAUGGCACGUUUAUUCAAUAUAUAGUGCACCAUGUUUGGCCCAUAGAGCUCUGGUCAACCGUAGUGCACUAUAUAGUGAAUAAGGGUGCCAUUUUGGACGUAGCCUAGGACUUUGUUCAUGUGAAAAGUGAACGUGAUCGUCUGUGUAGACUGAAGAAUUGAUGAGCAAUCUGUGUGUUAGUGUUAUAGCGGGAAGGCUGCGUGUGUCUGUGUGUUAGUGUUAUAGCGGGAAGGCUGCGUGUGUCUGUGUGUGUGUCUGUGUGUUAGUGUUAUAGCGGGAAGGCUGCGUGUGUCUGUGUGUGUGUCCCCUGUGUGUUAGUGUUAUAGCGGGAAGGCUGCGUGUGU
Salvelinus sp. IW2-2015 is the source of this 2121-nucleotide messenger RNA. Its product is annotated as COP9 signalosome complex subunit 1. The record is from RefSeq and is a predicted model, not a curated record. NCBI's taxonomy places the organism in Eukaryota, Metazoa, Chordata, Actinopteri, Salmoniformes, Salmonidae. Gene Ontology annotation, cellular component: COP9 signalosome.